AUAUGUGUUCGUUAGAUGGCAGCAAACUAUUUAGCAGACUACAUUUUCUAUUUCCACAACAAACAAGCCAAACCCUUCUCAUUCUGCUUUUGGCUUAAAAAUCGCUUUUUGUUGCCUAUCAUGUGUGAAAAAUGCCUGAAAGAGGAAUAUCCCAACAGGGAUAGAAUGUGUUUGGAUUCAGGAGCUUACAUGGCAAAUCUGAAAGCUUGCUGUCUAUGCCAGUCAGUUCAAGUUAAAGUGCUGAACAAGAUUGUGACAGAAGAUAGUGGAAUCGAAGUAAUUGUGUUUGAACAUGUUUGUGGUACCUGCCAACAUGUCAUAUCCAUUCACAACUACAAGUUCUGGAUUGAGGGUGACUACCAAGAGUAUGAAAUGGACUGUGCAUUAUGUGGCGUCGCUGAAGAUUCCAUAAGUAUCCUUCCUGAUGAUCCUCGUAAAGCAUCUUUUGACUUUUUCUAAAUUAUCAGUAUUUGAAUGUCACAUGUUAAAAAAAUUGAUUUUGGUCCCAUUUAUUUAAGAAAGCAGGAUGAUCAUUUUAUUGACUGCAAAUAACAAUGAUUAUCACAUCACUUGAAGUAGGCAAUUGGGAGAUUAUUAAAUAUUUUCAAGAUUGUUACUAUUUCUUCACUCUUAUUUUCACAUUUUACCUUAAGUGUGUUACUGUGUUAAACUUCUGUGUCUCUUAAUUCACUAUGUCCAUUGCUUUUAAAUAGCUGUUGAUACUCGAGAAAAGCAAUUGUACAAAGUUGAGAUGACCUUUAACAAGCAAUCAAAUUGGAUUUCUUGCCUUAAUUCAGGUGAAACUAGUUACAAACCAUCUCUUCCCUGAACCAUUAAAUUAUUUUUGACGAUAUUUAAAACAAGUUGUUUUAGAUUUUUCGUUAAAUAGCCCAUCGAAAUCUCCAA
Daphnia carinata is the source of this 906-nucleotide messenger RNA. RefSeq names its product protein Churchill-like. Gene Ontology annotation, molecular function: zinc ion binding. Gene Ontology annotation, biological process: multicellular organism development; fibroblast growth factor receptor signaling pathway; positive regulation of DNA-templated transcription. The record is from RefSeq and is a predicted model, not a curated record. Lineage: Eukaryota; Metazoa; Arthropoda; Branchiopoda; Diplostraca; Daphniidae. Bases 16 to 459 code for a protein of 147 amino acids. The transcript is spliced from 3 exons.